AUGUGUGACGUUAUUGCCGCCCCUGUUGACCGACCCAUGAAACUUGGUAAUGAAACUGAGUAUUCUGAGGAUGAAAGGAAGACAAAGAGGCUCGGGUCGUUCAAGAAGGUGGCAAUGAGUGCCUCAUCUAAGUUCAAGCAUUCCUUUGCCAAGAAGGGGCGCAGGCACAGCAGAAUUAUGUCUGUUUCUAUAGUGGAUGAACUUGAUGCAGAAGAGUUGCAAGCAGUCGAUGCUUUUCGUCAAGCACUUAUCUUGGAAGAGCUAUUACCCUCAAAACAUGAUGAUCAUCACAUGAUGCUAAGGUUCUUGAGAGCAAGAAAGUUUGACAUUGAGAAAACAAAACAAAUGUGGGCUGAUAUGCUCAAGUGGAGGAAGGAAUUUGGUGCUGACACUAUCACGGAGGAAUUUGAAUUCGAGGAACUCCAUGAAGUUCUAAAAUACUAUCCGCAAGGGCAUCAUGGGGUUGAUAAGGAUGGACGACCUGUUUACAUUGAAAGGUUGGGUCAGGUUGACUCUACCAAGCUGAUGCAAGUAACAACAAUGGAACGUUAUCUCCAGUACCAUGUAAAAGAGUUUGAGAGGACCUUUGCUGUUAAGUUGCCUGCCUGUUCCAUCGCAGCAAAGAAGCACAUUGACCAAAGCACAACUAUUUUGGAUGUGCAAGGAGUGGGUCUUAAAAGUUUGAACAAAGCUGCAAGGGAUCUUCUCCAGCGGCUUCAGAAGAUUGAUGGUGACAACUACCCUGAGUCUCUGAACCGUAUGUUCAUCAUCAAUGCUGGUUCUGGAUUUAGGCUAUUGUGGAAUACCAUUAAGUCAUUCCUAGAUCCCAAGACCACCUCAAAAAUCCAUGUCCUAGGUAACAAAUACCAGAGCAAGUUGCUUGAAAUCAUUGAUGCCAGUGAACUCCCAGAAUUCUUGGGUGGUACUUGUACUUGUGCAGAUAAAGGUGGCUGUAUGCUUUCUGACAAGGGGCCUUGGAAUGACCCUGAUAUCUUGAAGAUGGUUCAAAAUGGAGAGGGCAAAUGCCGGAGAAAAACCUUAUCUGGCAUUCAGGAGAAAACAAUCAUAGAAGAUGAAACAGCACGUCAUAAUGGAUGCAAAGAAUCAUUUCCGGAGACAUACGAUGUGCCAUGUAUAUCGCCAAAACAAUGUGGUGCUUAUCAAUAUGACGCAUUUGACCCAGUCCUUGACAAGCCAGUUGAUCCAUCUUGGAAGAAUGAUAAAAAUGCACUUUCUAAAGAUUGUUUCCCAAACAAUAAUAGCAAGAUGUCUGAUGGGGCUAGCAAUCAGUUUGUCGGUGGAAUCAUGGCCUUUGUUAUGGGAAUUGUAACCAUGAUCCGCAUGACAAAGAACAUGCCAAGGAAAAUCACUGAAGCAGCACUCUAUGGCAGCACAGUAUAUUAUGAUGGCACUAUGAUGAAAGCGCCCACCAUUUCUAACAAUGAUUACAUGGCCAUGAUGAAGCGCAUGGCAGAACUAGAAGAGAAAAUAACUGUUCUCAGCAUGAAACCAGUCAUGCCACCCGAAAAGGAGGCAAUGCUGAAUAAUGCUCUUAGCAGAGUCAGUACUCUGGAACAAGAGUUGGCUUCAACCAAAAAGGCACUUGAUGAUGCCCUUGCUCGACAAGUAGACCUCCAAGCUCAAAUUGAUAAGAAAAAGAAGAAAAAGAAGCUGUUCCGCUUCCACUGGUAA
Messenger RNA from Abrus precatorius (Indian licorice), 1692 nucleotides. RefSeq names its product phosphatidylinositol/phosphatidylcholine transfer protein SFH3-like. The transcript has 14 exons. The record is from RefSeq and is a predicted model, not a curated record. Lineage: Eukaryota; Viridiplantae; Streptophyta; Magnoliopsida; Fabales; Fabaceae. The coding region runs from base 1 to 1692 and encodes 563 amino acids.